UCUAUUUCCGCGUCAACACCUCACCGUCUACACUUCCCAAAACUCAAAACCCCAGAGAAAUCAAACAACACUCUUCCCCACGACCACCUCACCCCACACACCACCCUCCCCCCCGCGUAUCCCCAGAUCCGCUGUCCCCCAAUGCCCGCGGCAGCGGCAAUCUGGCGGAAUCUGGCCGCCGCGGCGACAUUCGCCCUCCUCGUCGCCACCGCGGCCGCGUACACCAACCACACCGUGGGCGGCGAGCCCGGCUGGUUCUUCAAUGCCACCGCCAACACCUCCUCCGCUAACUUCUCCGACUGGGCCGCCUCUCAGACCUUCGGCCUCGGCGACUACCUCAUAUUCAUCACCAACACGAACCAGACAGUGAUUCAAACCUUUAACCUGACGACCUACGAUGCCUGCAACGCAGAUGACGCGUCAGACGACGAUACCUUCGAGUACAACGGCGGCAACGCUGCGUUCGGUGAACGGCUAACCAUCCCAGUGCCGUUGACACACGAGGGCCUCAACUACUUCUUCUCAGACACCGACGAUGGCGUCCAGUGCGUCAAUGGGAUGCGGUUUGCAGUUGAUGUCAAACACGGAGCCGGCCUCCCGCCCAGCCUCAGCCAGCCCCCUCCUCCUCCGUACACUAGUCCGCCCCAGUCCCCCCCAGUGACUAUAUAUAAUCCGUCGGCCAACAGAGCUCUUCGAACAAGCGCUAGCAUGCACCAGGCGGCUUGUGUUCUUUCCUUGCUGGCGUUAGUCUUAUUAUUUUAGGGAUUGAAAGAUUAAUUACUGGAUAUGCCAGGCAUUCCAUGUUGCAUAUGAAUGCUAUAUUAAUUUUCAGUCACGUGAUUUAUCAAGAAUAUUGGCGAUUCAUCUGGGGCUAGUUCGGGAUUUUCAUGUCAUGCUGUAUGCUGGUUUUUGAGAGGGUGGGUCAUUUUGGCAUAUCUACUUUGGGGAUGCGAAGAUAGAGCAAACCGUGAUGUUAAUAUUUUUUUGAUUUGGAUAUUUGAUGGGAUAUUAUUGAUUCAAA
This is a messenger RNA of Punica granatum (pomegranate), 1021 nucleotides long. Lineage: Eukaryota; Viridiplantae; Streptophyta; Magnoliopsida; Myrtales; Lythraceae. The record is from RefSeq and is a predicted model, not a curated record.